CCAAUCCACAUAAUAUAUAAUCACCCUCUUUCUUCCCAUGUCUGGCGACUUUCCUUGAGAUUGUCCUCAUUCCAUCUUACCCAGGAUCUAAUAUGAGCGGCGGCGGCGUUGAUAUCAUGGACAGAUUCUGGAGCACGCCUCCGGUCACGCGGACGAUUGUAGCUGCAAUGUUUGCAGAAUCUGCACUGGUCCAUUCAGGUCUGGUAUCUGGCAUGCGGAUCAUCUAUCACACACCUUGGAUAUUCAAGUUCCCUCCUGAGCUUUGGCGGCUACUUUCCUCCUUCCUCUUGACGGGUGGUGGCUUUUCCUUUGUCUUCGACCUGUACUUCAUGUACACAUAUGCCUCUGGCCUAGAACUGAAUUCUCCUCGCUUUGCACAACCGGGCGACUUCUUCACCUAUGUCCUUUUCGUGGCAACUGCCAUCCUGGUCAGUCCUCCAGCUUUUUCUCUCUUCAUCCAGACAUUCCCAUUUUUACCCCCAACACCUCGCAUAUCUGCCCGCCCAGCCAUUUCUAGCUGAAGCGGUUCCUGGAAACGAGGGAGAUUACCCCUGUGGCACAUAAAAUUCCCUUCAUUCGCAAAACUGUCAAUAGGACUUUAUGCGGCACAGGCAUGGUGGUGGCUCCAUUGAGAAAGCUGUUCGUGAACAUUCAAUUUGCGUUUGGCGGUUUAGGCUUCCUACAUCACAACACAUUGCAACAACUGGUCUUCCACACCGUCGUAAUGUCGGUCUACUGACUUUGGAGAAGGUAUCUGGAGGGCUUGUCCUCGGUGGCCACGUCUUUACCCAGGCCCUCCUUCUUGCCCUCAUUUACACUUUUGCCCAGGAUAACAGGGGCAAGAAAGCACAUUUCAUCAUACUCCAAAUCCCAGUCGAGCUGCUCCCUUGGGCUAUGCUCACGUUGACCCUGAUAAUGGGCGGGCCGCAGGCAGCCCUGCAACAAGCCACUGGCGUCUUUGCCGCUCACCUCUACGACUUUCUCACAAGACUGUACCCAACCUUCCAGGGAGGCAGAAAUUACAUACAAACUCCAGCAGCAAUCAAGAGAUAUUUUGGCGCAGAUCGAAGCGCAUUCACUCACAAAGCCUAUGGCACGAGCUUCAGACCCGGCCAGAGCGUCCCCCAGCAGCAGUCUCGCGGUUGGACUAGUGGCUUUUCAAACUCUUGGGGUGGUAGGGGCGCCGGCCGGCGGCUGGGAGGCGACUGAGGGUCCUUUGCUCAGCGAUAUAUUGUGAACAACCUGUAUAACAGCAUUUGAUGAGACAUGAGAUACCCGCCAAUCAGACAUGUUCAAUACUGAAGAACAAUGCCAUCGUCGUCCUCAAGGAUGGACUCCUCUGCCAAGACCAACUUGCAGCUGAAACAUGUUGGACCUCAGGGGUCGAUCCACAUGGAAUCCACAGCCUUGUCUUCUCCACGGGUUUCAUACGUUUCUCGUCUCACGGCUCCAGUGUUUCCGGUCAAUCCUCUUCCACAUUCUGGAUGCGCCCAUUGUGACUCGCUACCGCCAAGAUGGACCUGCCACAUCACAUGCUCCAAAGUUUGCUUGACGAGGACAAGAUGCGUCUCGAAGCAUAUGGGGAAACACUGUCCACGCAAUGCUUGAGCCAGACUUCUCGCUUGCACUGGAUACAGGCGUGAACUCGCACGCAUAGUCGUCAGAGGGAUCCUCUGGAUCGACAAAAACCAUGCAUUUUGAGGCUGUGCAUUCAACGAAGCUCAGUCACGGCCGCUACGAUGGUCGUGCUUCCCUGUCACCAGUCCACGGACUCAUUGCUGCGAAUGCAAGAGAAUUGUGGUUCUCGAGUAUCACGUUGUGGAUUCGCAUCACAAAGACUGGAUCGUGACCAUGCAAAAGCAAGGAGAAGGAAAAUCUUUUCUUUUCAACCCUUCGAUAUAUAUGAAAGCCUUCUCCCCCUUCUAUCCUCCUGAGUCUCUCAACAUCCCGUGCCCUU
Cladophialophora immunda is the source of this 1957-nucleotide messenger RNA. RefSeq lists its product as hypothetical. Lineage: Eukaryota; Fungi; Ascomycota; Eurotiomycetes; Chaetothyriales; Herpotrichiellaceae. The record is from RefSeq and is a predicted model, not a curated record. The coding region runs from base 601 to 1209 and encodes 202 amino acids. Gene Ontology annotation, molecular function: ubiquitin-specific protease binding; misfolded protein binding. Gene Ontology annotation, cellular component: Hrd1p ubiquitin ligase ERAD-L complex; endoplasmic reticulum membrane. Gene Ontology annotation, biological process: endoplasmic reticulum unfolded protein response. The transcript is spliced from 3 exons.